Messenger RNA from Pocillopora verrucosa, 1296 nucleotides. The record is from RefSeq and is a predicted model, not a curated record. Lineage: Eukaryota; Metazoa; Cnidaria; Anthozoa; Scleractinia; Pocilloporidae.
AUGGUAACGACUAAGCCACUUUGGGCGACUGAGUCGGUUGGAACAUUUCAUUUUCAGGAUCGCCAUGCAACUAGCCACUGAACACCAAAGAUUGACUCCCGGCAGGAUUACGAGCCUAUAUCUCUACAAGAGGACAGUGGCAAGACCAUAAUGAAGUUUAAACGAAAGUUUGAAACUUGCGAUUCUGAAGACAUCAGAGUCGCGGGAGGAACAACAAAACUCAUCUAUGCAUUUCAUACAGACGAUCCUAACUCUGAGGAUGAUAUUCCAAUGCACGACAUCAAUAGGAUGGGAGCCAGAAGUGUUUUUCUACUUAAUACUUUUGAGAAUGUACCCGAACUACCUGUUGAUGCAGAGUCCUUCGAUUUCAAGAUGAACAAGACAGCUGUACCGGUAAAUCGCACAACGUACAUGUAUCGGGUGUUUGAGUUUCCGGACCUCUCAGGAAGACAUGACAUCGUUCAGAUCGAUCCCAUUGUUCAAGCAGGAAACGAGGGGGUUGUACACCACAUGAUACUGUACGAGUGCGGAGAUAAUUUUCCACAGAUUCACGUCGACUUUGAGGGAACAAUCAAUUCUCCAGACAUGCCUCCCCCAGUGCUAUAAUGUAUUGGACUCUCGAUAAUAACAGCCUGGGCGAUUGGAGGUCAGUCAUUUUAUUAUCCCGAACAUGUGGGACUCUCCUUCGAAGGUCAUCCGAAAUUUGCAGUUAUGGAAAUGCAUUACGAUAAUCCUGAAAAUAAAGCAGGCAUUAUAGACAGCUCUGGUCUACGAUUUCAUUACACAAGUCAACUCAGACAGUACCAAGCUGGUAUUUUGUCUGUUGGGUGGGCUGUAGACCCAUUAAUGAUAAUACCACCCGACCAAGCAAACUGGACGACGGAGGGUUAUUGCAUCAAAGAAUGCACAGAAGAGGGUUUGCAAGGAUCACCUUUGCAGAGCGGAGCAAUCCGAAUAUUUGCAUCCAUAGUCCAUAUGCAUUAAGCCGGUCGCGCCAUAUACACCAGACAUGUCAGGAAUGGUGUCGAACUUCCAGAGAUUAUCAGAGACGACAACUACGAUUUCAACUUUCAGGAAGUUCAGGUUCCAAGACAGGAGGUGACAGUUUUGCCGGGAGACUCGCUGAUAACAGUCUGCAAGUAUCAAACAGAAAAUAAACAAAAAUUGGGUGGUCCGGCUACAGAUGAUGAAAUGUGCCUAUGGUUCCAUUAUUACUACCCAAAAGCAAAUUUAACCCAGUGCUGGUCUAGCCAGAAGCCAGCUGUCGAUAAGUUCUACAGUAACCACGGUGGGUGA